AUGUCAGCGACCAGCUCAAGAGGCAGGGUGCGUCCGUACCCAACACGAGGCCCGGCAAAGCAACAGCCGCACUCAUCACCAAGGUCCUCACCCGCAUUUCGGUGCUCGGGUCGGCGUUUUCUCGGCACGAUGGCAGCAGCGCCGGCUCUUGUGGAAGGAAUCACUCACCUCACGGCCUUCCGGGGGUUUGCUGGAACGUCCAUCCUCAUUUUAGUCGGAUGCGCUACCGAUACAGCCAGGAAGGUGCAGGCGGAGCUGGUUUCGCAGAAGUAUAGGACGAUUGAGCUGGAUGAUAUCAGUGCGGGUGGUGGAGGGAUUCCGCCUCCUAGUCCUCAACCCCUCUUGCCUUUCUUGGUUUUCUCGUUGCUCUCUCCCUCCGUCCCUUCCUCCGCUCUCCCCUCUGCCCCUCCCUCCCCUUGCUGUGCAGGGACGACAGGCUCCAGCGUAGCAGCGCCUACCCGCCGCCGCUCCACCCGCCGUGACGGCGCCCACCGCGCUCACCAGGUAGCGCCGCGCGCGCUGCUGGCCGCGCGGACAGCACCGGCGAGCAUGCUGCACGCGGAGCAGGUCAGCGCGCCGUUCCCCCCUUUUCCCAUGCCUUUCCGCCUUGCGCAUGCAUGUCCGCCUUUCCCCUGCCUUUCCGCCUUGCCCAUGCAUUUCCGCCUUCCCCAUGCCUUUCCGCCUUCCCCAUGCCUUUUCCGCCUUGCGCAUGCCUUUCCGCCUUGCGCAUGCCUUUCCGCCUUGCGCAUGCCUUUCCGCCUUUUCCCAUGCAUUCCGCCUUGCGCAUGCCUUUCCCCUCUGCUCAUGCCGUUCUCCCUGCCCAUGCCUUUCCCCCUCUGCUCAUGCCGUUCUCCCUGCCCAUGCCUUUCCCCCUCUGCUCAUGCGUUGCCCCCUUUGCCCAUGCUUUUGCCCCGUUUGCUCGUGCCGUCCGUUCCGCCAUGUCAGGGAGAUGGCGGGGGAGGGAGUCGCCACCUCCAUCGAGCUCACCAACUGCCGGCCACGACAUGGUGA
Closterium sp. Naga37s-1 is the source of this 1011-nucleotide messenger RNA. NCBI's taxonomy places the organism in Eukaryota, Viridiplantae, Streptophyta, Zygnematophyceae, Desmidiales, Closteriaceae. The record is from the annotation of a GenBank genome assembly.